AAGGCGUUUUGAUUGGCCGAGGGUGGAGUUUGUAUGGGUAGAUUUAGCGCCACACCACUGGCUGCGGCGGUAGGGUGUUUGUGGCUCCAGGUGUUCUUUCGCGGUCGGACAUGAAGAACCAGCAGCUGCACAGCGGCACUUCCUCCAAGGCCCACGGCAGUGGUGCCUGUCCACAGUCCCAAGGUGGCUUCACCCAGUCCCAAGGCACUCUGUCUCAGCUGCACGACCUCUCCUCACAGUCUCAAGGCACAUCCAGUUCCUCCAACAGCACGGUGACCUCCUCCAGCCAGUCCUCUCAUUCCAGCUCUGGGACGCUGAGCUCUUUAGAGACAGUGUCCACUCAGGAACUCUGUUCUAUUCCGGAGGACCAAGAACCCGAGGAACCUGGUCCUGUCCCUUGGGCUCGGUUAUGGUCCCUUCAGGAUGGAUUCUCCAAUCUGGACUGUGUUAACGACAACUACUGGUUUGGGAGGGAUAAAAGCUGUGAAUAUUGCUUUGAUGGACCACUGCUGAGAAGGACCGAUAAGUAUCGGACGUAUAGCAAGAAGCACUUUCGAAUUUUCAGGGAAAUGGGCCCUAAAAAUUCUUACAUCGUGUACAUAGAAGAUCACAGCGGGAAUGGAACCUUUGUAAAUACUGAGCUUAUAGGGAAAGGAAAACGCCUUCCUCUGUGUAACAACUCUGAAAUCGCACUUUCACUGUGUAGAAAUAAAGUUUUUGUGUUUUUUGAUCUGACUGUAGAUGAUCAGUCAGUUUAUCCUAAGGAAUUAAGAGACGAAUACAUCAUGUCAAAAACUCUUGGAAGUGGUGCUUGUGGGGAGGUAAAAAUGGCUUUUGAGAGGAGAACAUGUAAGAAAGUAGCCAUAAAGAUCAUCAGCAAGCGGAAGUUUGCUCUUGGCUCAUCAAGAGAAGCAGACACGGCUCCCAGUGUUGAAACUGAAAUAGAAAUUUUGAAAAAACUGAAUCAUCCAUGCAUCAUCCAGAUUAAAGACGUUUUUGAUGCAGAAGAUUAUUACAUUGUUCUGGAGUUGAUGGAAGGAGGAGAGCUGUUUGACAGGGUGGUGGGGAACAAACGCCUGAAGGAAGCAACCUGCAAGCUGUAUUUCUACCAGAUGCUUUUAGCCGUGCAGUACCUUCACGAAAAUGGGAUUAUACAUCGGGACUUAAAGCCAGAGAAUGUUCUUUUGUCAUCUCAAGAAGAGGACUGCCUUAUCAAGAUCACUGAUUUUGGACAGUCCAAGAUUCUGGGGGAGACCUCUCUGAUGAGAACUUUAUGUGGUACGCCUACCUACCUGGCUCCUGAGGUCCUUGUCUCCAAUGGGACUGCUGGGUACAGCCGUGCUGUGGACUGCUGGAGCUUAGGAGUUAUUCUUUUCAUCUGCCUUAGUGGGUAUCCACCUUUCUCUGAGCAUAAGACUCAAGUGUCACUGAAGGAUCAGAUCACCAGUGGAAAAUACAACUUUAUUCCUGAAGUCUGGACAGAUGUUUCAGAGAAGGCUCUGGACCUUGUCAAGAAACUGUUGGUUGUGGAUCCAAAGACUAGGUUUACCACUGAGGAAGCCUUGAGUCAUCCCUGGCUACAGGAUGAAUACAUGAAGAAAAAAUUUCAGGAUCUACUCCUGGCUCAGGAAAAGAAUUUGAUGGCCCUGCCCCUGACUCCCGCCCAGCCUUCUAGUCGAAAGCGGCCCCUGGAACGGGAAGUGGACGAUGCUGAGAGCACAAAGCGCCUGGCUGUGUGUGAUGCACUAGUUAGAACGUAAAAGAAAUGCGCUUUCAGUUGGGCAGCGGUGGUGGCGCACGCCUUUAAUCCCAGCACUCGGGAGGCAGAGGCGGGUGGAGCUCUGUGAGUUUGAGGCCAGCCUGGUCUACA
Messenger RNA from Peromyscus leucopus (white-footed mouse), 1870 nucleotides. RefSeq names its product serine/threonine-protein kinase Chk2. The record is from RefSeq and is a predicted model, not a curated record. Gene Ontology annotation, molecular function: ATP binding; protein serine/threonine kinase activity; protein binding. Gene Ontology annotation, cellular component: nucleus; cytoplasm. Lineage: Eukaryota; Metazoa; Chordata; Mammalia; Rodentia; Cricetidae. The transcript has 15 exons. Bases 111 to 1760 code for a protein of 549 amino acids. Gene Ontology annotation, biological process: protein phosphorylation; mitotic DNA damage checkpoint signaling.